GAGAAUAAGAGAUAAAUGAUUGGUCCCCUCACAAAUUCGUCUCUCUCUGGUUGUGUGAGUUUCCGCGAACUCCUCCUUCACUACCAAGUUUCAAGUCUCUUCAAGUACAAGAAGCGAUCUCGUUUCGUCUCUGGAAGUAGGUUAUCACAGGCGCUACUGAAAGUCUAUGCAGAUAUUGUCCACAGAGUAACAUAUUUAUUAUUAUUGCAGAUAAAUUAUUUAAUUACAAUGGGUGGAAGUAUGAUAGAUGAUGAUUGGGAAUUAGCCUCCUCAUCCAGUGAGGUCCGGACUGUGGUUUUAGUAGGGCGUACGGGGAAUGGCAAAAGUGCAACUGGUAAUAGCAUUCUUCGUAGGAAGGCUUUCAAAUCAAAAACAAGUUCUUCCGGAGUUACAAGUACUUGUGAAAUGCAGAGGACUGUAUUAAAAGAUGGCCAAGUUGUGAAUGUUAUUGACACGCCUGGACUAUUUGAUUUUUCAGCUGGAUCUGACUUUAUUGGAAAAGAGAUUGUGAAGUGUAUGGACCUAGCGAAGGAUGGGAUCCAUGCAGUUCUUGUGGUUUUCUCUGUCAGGACCCGUUUUUCAAAGGAAGAGGAGGCUGCAAUUCAGAGCCUGCAGACAUUUUUUGGAGAGAAAAUUAGUGAUUACAUGGUAGUUAUUUUUACUGGUGGGGAUGAUCUAGAAGAUAAUGAUGAGACAUUGCAAGAUUAUUUGGGCCGUGAGUGCCCUGAGCCUUUAAAGGAAAUUCUCCACCUGUGUAAAAACCGUGUAGUGCUUUUUGAUAACAAAACUAAGGAUGAAAAGAAACAGGUUGAGCAGGUACAUCAACUGCUCUCCCUUGUGGACAUGGUCGUGGCAGAAAAUGGUGGACAGCCAUACUCCGAUGAAUUUUUGGCUGAGUUGAAGCAAGGAGCUAUGAAAUUGCGUAAUAAACGAGAAGAAGUUGAAUCUUUAAAGGGUUAUACAAAACAGGAGAUAUUGGGGUUGAAGGAGCAGAUUUACAGGUCAUAUGAGGAUCAGCUCAGACGAAUAACAGAGAUGGUUGAGCUGAAGCUCAGGGAGACAACUCAGAGGCUUGAAAAAAAAUUAGCAGAAGAGCAAGCUGCACGAUUGAAGGCAGAACAGAUUGCACAAGCCGCACAAUUGAAAUCAAAUGAUGAAAUUCGUCAGCUUAGGGAAAGUUUGGAGAGAGCCCAGAGGGAGACUGAGGAACUACGCAGGAAAUCUGAGAGAUGUACCAUAUUAUGAUAUUCUGGCCAUAUUCCCUUUCAUUACUGGAUAUAUACGAACUACUACUUAAAUGAGUCUUCAGUUGCUAUGAGUUGUUACAGUACAGAACGUUUGCAACUUGUUUAGUACGCUCCAUCAAUUAGUACAUAGCACUUUUUAUAAUGCUGGUCGAAUCUUUAGAAGA
Molecule: messenger RNA, 1411 nt
Organism: Nelumbo nucifera (sacred lotus)
Lineage: Eukaryota; Viridiplantae; Streptophyta; Magnoliopsida; Proteales; Nelumbonaceae
Product: P-loop containing nucleoside triphosphate hydrolases superfamily protein
Molecular function (GO): GTP binding
Source: RefSeq, a predicted model, not a curated record